Molecule: messenger RNA, 6039 nt
Organism: Myotis daubentonii (Daubenton's bat)
Lineage: Eukaryota; Metazoa; Chordata; Mammalia; Chiroptera; Vespertilionidae
Gene: CDADC1
Product: cytidine and dCMP deaminase domain containing 1
Exons: 10
Coding region: 125-1654 (509 amino acids)
Source: RefSeq, a predicted model, not a curated record
UCCGGCUGCUGCCGAGCUGCGCCAGGAGGAGGGGGUGGAGUAUGUGGCGCCAAGAUCAUGCCUAACCGCGAGGGUGUUCCGGGCUGCGGAGGCCGCCGGGCUUGGGUGGAAGGAAGCAGGGCAGAUGCAAAACCUGGAGAUCACGGGGGCCGGGCGGUCAGUCAGCACCCAGACUGACAGCAUGACCGGUCAAAUCCCAAGGCUUUCUAAAGUCAACCUUUUUACCCUGCUCAGCCUCUGGAUGGAGCUCUUCCCAGCAGUCGAAGGCCAAAGACAAAAAUCUCAGGAAAAGGAAGAGGGAAAGUGUGGACACUUAGGAGAUAAUGAAGAGAUGGCCAGAGUAUCUACUGACAAAAAACAGGUGAAGAAAACUGGUCUUGUGGUGGUGAAAAACAUGAAAAUUGUUGAUCUUCACUGUUCGAGUGAAGAGUUACAUGCUGGGAAAAUUGCUCUUAUAAAACAUGGGUCAAGGCUGAAAAACUGUGAUCUUUAUUUUUCCAGAAAACCAUGUUCUGCUUGUUUGAAAAUGAUUGUAAAUGCUGGAGUUAACCGAAUUUCAUAUUGGCCUGCUGAUCCAGAAAUAAGUUUGCUUUCUGAGACUUCUACUUCUGAAGAUGCAAAGUUAGAUGCCAAAGCAGUGGAAAGAUUGAAAUCAAACAGUAGGGCCCAUGUGUGUGUCUUGCUUCAGCCUUUGGUGUGUUGUAUGAUGCAAUUUGUAGAAGAAACCUCUUAUAAAUGUGACUUUAUUCAAAAAAUGGCAAAAACAUUUCCAGAUACUAACAUUGACUUUUAUUCCAAAUGUAGACAAGAAAGAAUAAAAGAAUAUGAAUUGUUAUUUUUUGUUUCAAAUGAAGAACUACAUAAGCAGAUUCUGAUGACUAUAGGUUUGGAGAAUCUAUGUGAAAAUCCAUACUUUAGCAAUCUAAGGCAAAACAUGAAAGACCUUAUUCUACUUUUGGCCACAGUAGCUUCCAGUGUUCCCAUCUGUAAACACUACGGAUUUUAUUGUGACAAGACUGAACAGAGUAAUGAAAUUCACAAUCAGAGUUUGCCACAAGAAAUUGCAAGGCACUGCAUGGUUCAGGCCAGGUUAUUGGCAUAUCGAACUGAGGAUCAUAAAAUAGGAGUUGGAGCAGUCAUUUGGGCAGAAAAAAAAUCUCAAAAUUGCGAUGGGACAGGCAUGAUGUACUUCAUAGGAUGUGGUUAUAAUGCUUUUCCUGUUGGAUCUGAGUAUGCUGACUUCCCAAACAUGGAUGACAAACAGAAAGACAGAGAAAUAAGAAAAUUCAGAUACAUUGUCCAUGCGGAACAGAAUGCCUUGACCUUUAGGUGUCAAGAAAUAAAACCAGAAGAAAAAAGUAUGAUUUUUGUGACAAAGUGCCCAUGUGAUGAGUGUGUACCUUUAAUUAAAGGUGCAGGCAUAAAACAAAUCUAUACAGGGGAUAUAGAUGUUGGAAGAAAGAAGGCAGACAUCUCUUACAUGCGAUUUGGAGAACUUGAGGGUGUUAGCAAAUUUACAUGGCAGCUGAAUCCAGCAGGAACUUGUGUUCUUGAACGAAAUGAGCCUGAAAGCAGAGAGAAUGGUGUGGUGCGACCCAUCCCUCCGAAUGAAGAAAUGCACCCACACAAGAAGCUGUGUCUUGGAAACCACUAAGGAGACCUGUCUGAACUGGAGUGAAGACGUCAAGAAUUUUCAUUGCACUUUAAAAAGUCAGCCUUGUUAACUCAGACAAUAAGGCCGGACUUUGCAAGUAGUUGAAAAGAAUCUGGGAAUCCUAAUUCAUUACUAGCAUAUGAAUGACAUUAAUGGUAAUAUUUUGAGAUUUGCUUUCUGGAAUAUAGUUCCGUGCUCUUUUACUACACUAAAUGGGGUACCAGUAGUGGAGGCAUAGUGAGGCCAGCUUGAUGGCCCACGGGAUUGGUCUCUCCCUGUUUGCUGUAUAUUCACCCGUCUAAAUGGGGGUGUGGUUCACUGGGGGUCACAUCUCAGCAGAGAAAUACACAUCUUUUAAGAAACAUUAAUUCCCUUGGAUUACAACGGUGACAAUCAAUAAAAUGCUCCAAGGAUUUUAUUUUAAACAACCUGGCCAUUUUAUUUUAAAUGUUUUUAUUGAUUUUAGAGGAAGGGAGAGAGAAAAGUAGAAACAUCAGUGAUGAGAGAGAAUCAUUGAUUGGCUGCCUCCUGCACACCCGAUACUGGGAAUCGAGCCUGCAAACUGGGCGUGUACUCCGACCGAGAAUCGAACUGGUGACCUCCUGGUUCAUGGAUGAACAUUCAACCAUUGAGCCAACCUGGCCAUUACAAACAAUUUUUUAAAAAUCCUCACCCAAGGAUAUGUUUUCCAUUGAGAGUGGAAAGGAAGUGGGGAGGGGAGAGAGAGAGAAAGAGAGAGAGAGAGAGAGAGAGAGAGAGAGAGAGAGAGAGAGAGAGAGAGAGAGAAACAUCAAUGUGAGAGAGACAUUGAUGUAUCCAACCAAGUAUCAAACCUGUAACCUAGGUAUGUGCCCUUGACCAGAAUUGAACCUGUGACCCUUCGAUGUGAGGGUUGACACUCUAACCACUGGGCAUGCCAGCCAGGGCCAACCUGGCCAUUUUAAAGAGUCAUUGUAUGAAUCACCAGAAGUUCACAUUUAUACACAAAGCUUUCUAAUAACCAGAACUUAUUUAAGAUUGACUCACAUAAAUGAAGUUAGUGGACUUUGUCUGCAUUACUAGAAGUAUAUUUUUUAAAAGGUUAUUAAUUUUUCUUAAGUCUUUCAUAUGUAGAAAUCAUAGUGAUUUGUUGGACUACAAUGAUAUAUUACUGAUUUAGGAUAGCAAUAGGAAAAUAUUAUUUUGAGAUAGUAUUACUAUUUGAUAGCACUCCUGAAAUCACUAGCAAUGAAUUUUCAAUUUGGUUAUGAUUAACAGAGAAGAAAUAGUUUGGAAUAUUGAAACUAGCUUUUUAGAAUUCUAUUCAUAAUGAUGACCAUUUUCCCUCCACAUAAUUAACACCGAGUGUCUCAUGGCUUUGAAUUCAAGGCCUUUCAAAAACAUUUGCAAUCAUUAAGCAUACUGACAGUCCUGAAAGUAAACUUAUGGUCAUUUCAGUUACAUCAUUCCAAACUGCUCUUCAGGAAUCAAAUCAAUCUCUCUCUCUCUCUCUCUCUCUCUCUCUCUCUCUCUGAGAAAUUUUCAGAAAAUUACUUCAAAGAUGAAGGUUCCUGCUUUGUACUUUCCUACAGUUAGAGAGGGAGCUGCAGUGGCCCUCAGGCCCGUGGCAGGCUGUCCUGAGGAACUACUCCCCUGGUGACAGAGAGGUAACCAGGCUUGGCUCUGCUGAUGUCCCUUCCUGUCCACGACACCACGUGGCUCCACAAGGCCUCUGCUGGUUCCUCAGAAUUGCACAGGACAAUCCGAAUCCUGACCAGAUGCUCUUGCUUGUACAGAAGGCUGUUUAGUUCCACUGGGAGUUCAAAGAAGUCAUAGCAGGCAGGUGAGAACUGCCAGCAUUUUUACACAAGGUGUAGGGCAUGGAAUAGAGAGGGAGGGAGAAGAGGUGCCUUUAGAGAUAACCAGUGGUUAAGCUCUUCUUUAAUAUUUAUCAAUAUGCAAACAGAUUUGUUUAUAUCCCCAGUUGCUUUCGUACACUAAUUAGAUAUACUUAAAAGUUUUCUUGGAUUUGUUGUUUUACUAAUACGUUACCUCCAUCAAAUGUUUUAUUAAUCAGUCAAUAUUUUGUAAGACCCAACCAAAAGCCUGGAAUACUGCCAGGUUUAUGGAUUUAUUGUUGGGUGUUGGAGGGGGGUGGAUAUCAGAAGAUACAUACAAAUGGGAGAAACAUACAAAAGGGAAAAGCUAUGAUUCGGAAAUGGAAAAUUGAUAUUUCCAUAGCACUAUUAAAAUGGUCAUGAUAAUGCCAUCUUUUUCUGUACAACUGGUCAGAUUUCAGAAUUUAUUGAGAAUUUACUAUGUAGUACCAGAAGGUAAACUCUAUGAGGCAGGGAGAUAGAUAGAUAGAUAGAUAGAUAGAUAGAUAGAUAGAUAGAUAGAUGAUAGAUAGAUAUAGUUUUUUUAAACUGCUGAAUCCAGUGCCUACAACAGUGCCUGGCACAUAAUGGGCAUUCAGUAUUUGUUUACUGAUCGAAUGACUGCUGGACACUGGCCAGACGCUGGCGAUGAGAUGUGUAAGAAAUUCUCCCUGCCCUCAAGAAGCUCACAGUCUAGUGAAGGAUACAAAUAUGUAACCAAGUAAUAGAGAACAAUUAUCAGAAUGUGGUCCCUGCCCCAACGGGUUGGCAUCACCUGGGGACUUGUUAGAAAUGCACCUUCUUAGGGCUCAUCCAGACCUUAAAUCAGACACACGCUGGGGGGUGGGGCCGGGCAGUCUGUUGUCUUCGCAGGGCCUCCGGGUGAUUCUGAUGAGCUUCACGGCUGAAAACCACCCAGUGGAUGUAGGUAAGGAGCAGUGCAAGGGCCUCGUCAAGCAUGACUAGCAAACGUUUUUCCAUUUUUAGUUUUGCUUUUAAUGUAAGUGCACAUGUUGACAGAUUGGCUGACUUUAACAUGUACGUUGUAGUAAUAGAUCAAGGAUUUCCAUUAUUGUAAAUUCAGUUAUUUUAGUAAAAUUACACCUACACAUUUAAAAUGAUCAAAUAGUUCAUUAAACAUUACUUUGAAACAAUAGUCCCCCCUUACCCCAACCCUCCCCAGAGGCAAUCAGGUUUGACUAUUCUAGCUGAUUCUUUUGUAUUUAUCUCCAAAACUCCAAAUAAUGUCUAUAUUUUCCCUUAGUAGUUUUUCAGUUUUAGGCUUUUAUAUUUUGAAUUUCCAUUGUGGAAGGCUUUCUUUCACUUCAGUCUCCUCUCCACACACUUCCGUCUUCCGACUAUUGUUAUACUUUUAUUUUGGUUGCAUCAAUAUUCACUGUCUGUUAUUAUGACAAUGUAAAUGCUGUUCACAGUUUGUUACGUUGUGCACUAUGAUUACUUUUCCUUUCCUUAUUUAACUUAUUUUCCUGAAUUUAAAAAUUGUAUUUUCGCUGUGGGGGUUGGGUUUUUUAAAUUUUAUUACUAACCUAUAGCCAAACUCUUCUCCCAAUUCUGUAACCUUCUCUCAGUGCAUUCAAUACAUUAGGUAUCCUAAAAAAAAUUCUUGUACCUUCUAUCUAAAAAAGCCUCUGACUACCUCCAGUCUGGACUGAUUGCUCACUACACUUGCUGCACAGGUGUCUUCUGGGCUCUCCCUCAUACGUAUCUUGGGGAUCCCUCUUUCCUGGGACCCAUUUUUUCUUUCUCAGUUUGGUGGGGCAUAUCUUUCAGAAGAUUCCUGAGAAAGGGCACAUGGUGGUAGGAUGUCCUUCAGAUAAGAUUAUUAUUGGGAACAGUUAUGAUAUUGUGAGUGUCUGUAGUUUUUAUUUUAUUCUCACAUUUAAUUGGUAGUUCGAUUGGCUAUAGAAUUGUAGAUUGAGAAUAAUUUUCCCUCCGAAUUGUGAAGGCAUUGUUUUAUGAUUGUUGUUACUCUACUAGAAUGAGUUCCAAGGUUUGGGUUGAAACCCUACGUAGAGUUACUCAGCACUAGGUAGUCUGGGAUGGUGUGGCCUCCUGGGACUUGCAGAGCCUCCUGGGGCUUCACAUUCACAAGCACAGCUUCCCAAAUGUUGCCAUUGCGCCCUCUGUUCUCUUUGCCUGUAAGCUUACGUUUCAAACAAAACAGAAAUCCUCAACUUUCAUUGUAAUGAUUUUUGUGGAAAAACAGGUAAAUGUAUAUGCUCACUUCUCCAUUUUUGUAAUUUCUGUAAUGUUUUGGCUUUAAGCAUCAAAUUCUUUUCCCAUGGUUAUUUUAAACAUUGUAAAUCAUAUAUUUAGUGCAAACAGCCACCUCAUAAUGUCACUAUGUGUAUUUUCCUUAGGGAUAAGCCCCAAAAAUGUUGUGCCAGAGGAGUACGUGUUCUUGCCACGGGCAGUUUUUAAGAUUUGAUGGAGACAAGGAAUACUUAAAAAAUGCAUGCUUUCUGAAAAACUACAUGUGGGGAUAAAGAGUUAAAUCUUGUUUGACAU